This is a messenger RNA of Eucalyptus grandis, 2040 nucleotides long. Its product is annotated as F-box protein SKIP23. The coding region runs from base 245 to 1438 and encodes 397 amino acids. The transcript has 2 exons. The record is from RefSeq and is a predicted model, not a curated record. Gene Ontology annotation, molecular function: protein binding. NCBI's taxonomy places the organism in Eukaryota, Viridiplantae, Streptophyta, Magnoliopsida, Myrtales, Myrtaceae.
UGGGGGCUUAUUGGAAAAACGUUCAAAAGUACAGGGACUGGGGGCAAAAAUGCAAUCGACCCCUCAAAAUCGCACGUCGAUCCACAUUUCGCUGCAAUUGCAAAUUCCGAAGCUCUGAGUCCAAUUCACCUGUGGAUUUUCUCAGCAGAUUUUCCCUCACUUUCUCUCGAAUUUUCUCGCCGAUCCGACUCGAUUUUCCCGGGAGGUGGAUCCCAAGAGCCUACCACGCCCCGUCGUCCUCGCCAUGGCCGAAUGGAGCCAGAUGCCGGAGGACCUCCUCCGCCUCAUCGCGCGGCGCCUCGGCACGCAGUUCGACGUCCUCCGGUUCCGAUCCGUCUGCUCUUCCUGGCGCUCCUCGGUCGCGCCGAGCCCUGGCCCCUCCCGGCGCGGCCGGUCCCUGAUCCUCCCGAACGACGGGAUCUCCGACGCCGCCCUGGGAUUCCACCUGUCCAAGAGCACCAUCUUCCUCCUCGGGGUGGCCCGAUCCCGCGACCAGGACGCCCCCGCCGGGUGGCUGCUCAAGGUCAAGGAGGACGUCCGCCGGAGGAUGAAUCUACUGAACCCUCUCUCCAGGAGCCCAAUCGCUCCUCUCCCCGAGGAUUUUCCAAGAGUCCUGGAUUUGAUGGAUCUUCGCCUGCUGGAGCUAGGGCACGAGUAUGUGCUGCAGUACAUGAGCUAUCCCCCUUGCGGUAACGAUGGUCAUCUCUACCUGGAGAAGGUUGUUUUCUUGUGCUCGGACGAUGGGAAUGAUUUCGCGCUGCUCACGAUCCACGUGUCUGGGAAAUUGGCCAUGUUGAAAUCUGGUCAAAAACGGUGGUCCGUCAUUCGGGACAUGCCGUCGCCGUAUGAUGACGUGAUAUUGUUUAAGGGAGAGUUUUAUGCCGUCGAUGGCACCGGGAGGACCGUGCUUGUCGGGUUGGAUUUGGGCGUGACCUUGGUCGCGGAGUCGAACUUUGGGGGUGACAAGAAGUUCUUGGUGGAAUCUGUCGGUGAACUGCUGUUGGUCGAUAUGUAUUUGAGCCUGGAUGUCGAGACCGAUCACGAUGGCGUGGUCACGGAAUUAGCAGAGAAUUUCGAUUACAUAACGAGGGAGAGGACAGUCCGGUUUAAGGUCUACAAGCUGGACAGAGAAGAGAAGGUGUGGAAUGAGGUGAAAGACUUGGGGGACAGGGUGUUGUUUCUGGGAGAUGAUUGUACAUUUUCUGCUUCAGCUGCAGAUUUAAGGGCUUGUAAAGGGAAUUGCAUAUUUUUCUCGGAUAAUUGGGAAUUGGAAGGACCUCUGAAGGGCCCUGGAAUUGGUGUCUAUGAUAUGGAUAGUGGCAAAAUUGGACCUUUAGAAGAUUAUGCAGGUUAUUCGGAGCUGUUCUGGCCACCUCCGGAUUGGAUUGCUUCGACGACCUCGGAAGUUCAAAAUCAAUUGGAAGCACUAGCAGUGUAAUGCAGAGGUUGGUCUUCUUGGAUAUGGGGUGUUGUCACCAAUCAAAUUGUUCGCGACAUUGUACAUGAAUAAUGCAGUAAGAAAGGGCUGGAGAGGUUGAUUCAGCUCACUGCAUGGGACCAAGGCAGCUAUUGAUGCUGAAGGAAAGGCAAGAAGUUGGUUUGGUUAGGUGACAAUACAUACUCUGAGUAACUGAUUAUGAGAUUAAUGCUUCAGAUCCACCACCUAGAGGACCUGUAUCAUUGCACAGGGCUUGUUAUAGAUUUGACUGUUUAUUAAGGAUUUCGCCAGACAGAAUAACAGGAAAUGCUGCAUCUCUGCUCCCUAGAGUCUGCGGUCCAUGUUAAUUGAUGCAGAGGCUGAGAGAGCACUUCAUUGUACAUAGAUUGGGAGGGCCAUUCUUUUUUGAGAUCAAGAAAGCACGGCCUUGUGACUAGUUCUACCUUCUGUAUUCACUUUCGGAUGAUUUAUUUAAUGCGUAUUACGCUUCUAAGGUCUUUACUAUAUCUUCGAGGCUGUCAUUCAGUUGCCAUAGCACCGAUGUUUUCUUUUAUGUUUUUCAAAUGUACAUUAAAGAUCAGAAGGCAAACUUUUGCUGGCAA